Molecule: messenger RNA, 6580 nt
Organism: Sorex araneus (European shrew)
Lineage: Eukaryota; Metazoa; Chordata; Mammalia; Eulipotyphla; Soricidae
Gene: PPM1A
Product: protein phosphatase, Mg2+/Mn2+ dependent 1A
Exons: 6
Coding region: 468-1616 (382 amino acids)
Biological process (GO): positive regulation of canonical NF-kappaB signal transduction; negative regulation of canonical NF-kappaB signal transduction; positive regulation of canonical Wnt signaling pathway
Cellular component (GO): cytosol; nucleus
Molecular function (GO): protein serine/threonine phosphatase activity; magnesium ion binding; manganese ion binding
Source: RefSeq, a predicted model, not a curated record
CCUCGUGAGCGCGCCUGCGCGGGGCCGCGCUCGAGGCGGCGGUGGCGCUAGGGGCGGGAGCGCGCGCCGGGGAGCGAGGGAGCAAGUGGUCUCGGCGGCGGCCCGGCCCGCGGCUUUGGGUGGCUCGGGCGGCUGGGGCGGGGGGGUGGGGGGGCCGCCAGGCAGGUGGGGCGCGAAAGCGAUGAAUCUUCGGCUCUUCCUCCUCCUCCUCCGGGACCCGCUCUCCGCCUCCCGCUCCAACGCCCGGAUGAUCUGAGCCGCGAGGGCGCCGAGAGCCGGGGGCCCGGACGCAGCCCGGCUCCUCCCCUCCUCCGCCCCCUCCCCGACCUGACCGGGUCGGCCGCCGCGGUGCUGACCCCCCACCCCCCCCUUCCCGCCCCUUCCCCGGCCGCCGUCGCCUCCGCUGCCUCGGCCGACCAGGGACCUGCCAGCCCGCGGCUGCUCCGGGCGGAGAGGUACAAGACAUAAUGGGAGCAUUUUUAGACAAGCCAAAGAUGGAAAAGCAUAAUGCCCAGGGGCAGGGUAAUGGGUUGCGUUAUGGGCUAAGCAGCAUGCAAGGCUGGCGAGUUGAAAUGGAGGAUGCACAUACAGCUGUGAUUGGUUUGCCAAGUGGACUUGAAACAUGGUCAUUCUUUGCUGUAUAUGAUGGGCAUGCUGGUUCUCAGGUUGCCAAAUACUGCUGUGAGCAUCUAUUAGAUCACAUCACCAAUAACCAGGAUUUUAAAGGAUCUACAGGCGCUCCUUCUGUGGAAAAUGUAAAGAAUGGAAUCAGAACAGGUUUUCUGGAGAUUGAUGAACACAUGAGAGUUAUGUCAGAGAAGAAACAUGGUGCAGAUAGAAGUGGGUCAACAGCAGUGGGUGUCUUAAUUUCUCCUCAUCAUACUUAUUUCAUUAACUGUGGAGACUCAAGAGGUUUACUCUGUAGGAACAGGAAAGUUCACUUCUUCACACAAGAUCACAAACCAAGUAAUCCGCUGGAAAAAGAACGAAUUCAGAACGCAGGUGGUUCUGUAAUGAUUCAGCGUGUGAAUGGCUCUCUGGCUGUCUCACGGGCUCUUGGGGACUUUGAUUACAAAUGUGUUCAUGGAAAAGGUCCUACAGAGCAGCUUGUCUCACCAGAGCCUGAAGUCUAUGAUAUUGAAAGAUCUGAAGAAGAUGAUCAGUUCAUUAUCCUUGCAUGUGAUGGUAUUUGGGAUGUUAUGGGAAAUGAAGAGCUCUGUGAUUUUGUAAGAUCCAGACUUGAAGUCACUGAUGACCUUGAAAAAGUUUGCAAUGAAGUAGUCGACACUUGUUUGUAUAAGGGAAGUCGAGACAACAUGAGUGUGAUAUUGAUCUGUUUUCCAAAUGCUCCUAAAGUAUCACCGGAAGCAGUGAAGAAGGAGGCAGAGUUGGACAAGUACCUGGAAAGCAGAGUAGAAGAAAUCAUAAAGAAGCAGGGGGAAGGCGUCCCUGACUUAGUCCAUGUGAUGCGCACAUUAGCCAGUGAGAACAUCCCCAGCCUCCCACCAGGGGGUGAAUUGGCAAGCAAGCGGAAUGUAAUUGAAGCCGUUUAUAAUAGACUGAAUCCUUAUAAAAAUGAUGACACUGACUCUGCAUCAGCCGAUGACAUGUGGUAAAACUGCUCAUCUAGCCAUGGAGUUUGCCUUCACCUCCAAGGGAGUGUACAGCUCAGCUUCAUUGAACCUUUUAAAUAUCCAUUCUCAACUUUAAAGAAGGGCAUGUGACCGGUGAGAGUGAUCACACCAGAGAACUUCAGCAGUGCAACAGCUAGCCCAGAACUGAUUUUUUUUUUUGUAAAUUUGAGACUUAUGUAAACGUGAUUUCAAACCAUAAUUCAUGUUGUAAAUCAGACUCCAGCAAUUUUUGUUGUAUGAUUUUGUUUUUUUUUUUGUAAAGUGUAAUUGUCCUUGUACAAAAUGCUCAUAUUUAAUUAUGAACUGCUUUAAAUCACUAUCAAAGUUACAAGAACUAUUUGGCUUGUUGUGUGAUGCAACAGAUAAAUAGCCCUUCAAGUCAUGUGUCCGGACUUGGGUGGUACAGGGAGAGCAGCAGCCAUGUAUGUCAGCAAGACACUCAAAUGUGUUGGUGAUUAUGGAGAAUAAUUCCAAAAUAUUUACAAAGCUGAAUACCCAGAGUUACUAAAAACUAUUUAAUGUUCAUGGCAGUGGGAUUGGCAUUGUUAAUAAAGCUGAUCCCUUUAUUUAACUGUCUUUUAGGUUGUUCUCUCCUUGUUUGCCGUGAGUAUUGCAGGUAAUACAGUAUAUUCAUAAGAAUACCAAUCUUGGGGCUAGAAUGCCUUGAUACCCUACACCUCCUUUACAAGUUCUUACAUUUAAUUACUAAUUGAUAAGCAGCAGCUUCCUACAAUCUAGUAGGAGACUGCCAUAUUUUUGCUAUCAUGAUUGGCUGGGCCUGCUGCUGUUCCUAGUAAGAUAUUCUGAAUUCCAUUUUAUCAAUAAAGCUUGAUUUAACAAACAAGAUAUUUAAUCAUGUAUGUGUAAUUCCUCCUUUUACCCUCCUCCCUUUCAGACACCAUGCCAUUGUAAAUGAGAAGUUUCUCAUGGGGAAAGAUGUUAGUCUCUUUUAUAAUUGGAAAGUACUGUUACUCAAGGCAUAGAUGAAACUGUUUCCUUCCAUUCAUUACACUGAAAGAUUCAAGUCUCUGUUGUUCUUUAAUAUAUAUUUUUUAAAUUGGUUUCUUUGUUUUUUCAUUAAGAUGUGUAUCAGCUUGAAUUUACCUAUUGUUUACUUAAAAUAGUUGUCAAAGUUGUGACAAUCUAAAACAAUGGUAAGGGUGUAUGUGUGUGUUUUGAGUGUGUGUUUUUCUAUGAUUUUUUAAUUGGCCCAUGUCUUUAGAAUUCAAGUAAUUAAGAUGUAUUUGUGAUUUGAAACAGCAUGUUGAUAAUAUUUAGCUGUUGGCCUUUAAAAUAACUUUCAAAGCUUAAGGAAUUGUAGAUAUAAAAGAACCUAAUUUAAUUUAGGCAUAAAUUCCUCUGAAUAAGCAUGUGAAAGUAAGCUUUUAAAUCUGUCACAUUGAAAAGACUACUGUUCUGUGCCCAUCUGUAUUUUUUUGUCUUUUUAGGUUAAAUAUUGUAUUUACCAUCAUGUAAUUUAAUUACUCACUAGACAGAUUGCCCUCUAGAAAAUUAAGUGUAAGAUUAAAUACAACAUUGAAUACAGAAUCAAAGUUUUGUGUAUAAAAGGUAGUGUAAUCAAUUUUGUUAUAUUUGUUUCUUCCCUAACUUAGAAAUACACGUAUUUGUAUAUAUAGCCUUAAAUCUCAUGUAAAGUUAGGGAAGUAGUGGAAAAAGUAAUGUGAAGUGUCUCAGAUUUAAGUAGUUACCAGCAAAAUUUUUCAUUAUCCCCUUUAUUUGUGAGGUGACUAAAUGUAACUUAAUUGUAUUUAAUUUAUAUCUUAAUCCAGCAUGAAUGAAGAAAAAACAAGUACUAUUUAUAUUUAGGAGUCCAUAACAGUUGGAAUUACAGAACUAAUUCCAUAUUUGCAAAUAAAUGCUUAAUGUCUAAAUCUGUGGUAGAGUGCAAAGUAUGAUAAUGUUCUAAGUUAUAGCUUUACAAGCAUCUGAACAUGUAUUUAGUGAAUACCAGUGCUUUUAGUAGAUUUAUUACAGAGGUAAUAGUACUGAAAACUAAAUCCCUACUAUAAUAAGCAGGUCCUUAAUUUUUAAGUAGACUGAAAUUUUUAGCCUGGAAAUUUCAAAACCUCGAAUUAGAUUUUGAAAAUCUUGAAUCACAAAACUUAAAUCACAAGUGAAAUAUGUAAUAUGUAAUGGAAAGCUAUAUUUCAAACUACAACAGCAUAUUUGAAGUCUUUUUUGAAACUUUUUUAGAGAUUAAAAUAUUCCUAUUAAUUAUUCAUACUGAAUUUAGGCUUGGAAAUUAAAGGAAAUUGUUACAGUACGAUUUAAGAAGACUAAACCUUUUCCACAUGAGUCAGCAUUGCCAUACUAGGUACAACUUUUCAUUGUAAAAACAAAUAAUAAUACAGCAAGGCAAGUCUCUAUGUUAACAGUAAAACUCUUGUGUUCUUGAUCCUAAGGGUAAUGGUGGUGGUGGGGAGCCAGUCAUACUUUUAAAGGCACUUUUGCACUUCUAUUGUGCACUUCAUUUUAUACCACUUAAAUUGUUGACCUCACCCCCUUUUGUGUGCUAUUUAGCAUCUCAGGGCAAUGCCUCAACAUUUUUUGAUGUUUGUUAUUUGGAGGGGAAAGUUCUUGUAUGAUGAUACUAUACUAUUCAAAAUAUACAUUCAUUUCAAUGUUUUAAUAGGGAGAAGCUAAUUUGCUGCUUUUAAUAGGAAAUUCAGUUUGUAUAGCAGAUUCUUGUUACCCUAAUAUUAAAAUUUUUCACCAAUCUUAUUUUAGCAAGGUCAGAUCUCUUUAGUUUCUACUUUCUUAGGCAUAUGCUUUUAAAGAUAACAAGCAGUUUUCAACAUUAGCAUUAACUUAAAAAAUCAAAGCAGUAAUCUUAUUUAUCUUUAGAACUAUUUCAAACAUUUUUAAUGAUAAUGCAUUAACUUGCUUAUAGAGUACUAUGCAAUUACUGUACUGCUCCAGCCACUUAAUUUUUUUUUACUAACUUUAUAAUAUAAGAUUAAAGAAUAAGUUAUAUAAUUUAGAUAAUCUGAUUUAUAUUAGUACUUUUAGUGAUUUCACUAUAUAUAUUAAUCCAGAUAAUAUCUCUACUUUUCCAUAUCUGCAAAACAGUGUUCUGGGCAAGGUACCUUGAAACUACAAUGGCUAGGUUCCUACUCUCGAGUUUACAUUUCAAGUUGAACUUACGAUGCAGUUUAUGUUAUAACUGAAUUACUUAUCAAAAAUGUUUUUAUUGCUCACCUGUUUUCUGUCUGCCCGAUUCUUUACUGUGUAAAGCAGGUCUGUGCCCUAAAAGAACUCAUGUGCUUCCUUUAUUCACUUUGAAAAUUAUUUUCCUCUAUUCUCCCCAGUUAAAACUAUUAUUCAAAAUAAAACUUUGCUCAAUGUAAGAAUAAAGUUGAACUGAUGCAACUUAGAUCUAUUUAGUAUGCUCAGAUUGCCUAUUACAAAUGACCUUUACUCUUACUUCUGACAGCAUCAGUCAAUGAAAUUGGUAAUGAAUAAUUUCAAAUUCUCAGCCCCGGAAACAUUAUGUGGAGUUUAGAUAUAGGCAUUUAAACUAGCUCUGUGUGUGUGUGUGUGUGUGUGUGUGUGUGUGUGUGUGUGUGUGUGUGUGUGUGUGUGUGUGUGUGUGAGAGAGAGAGAGAGAGAGAGAAAAAUAAUUUUCAAAAAGGUGGGAGUGUGGUCAUUUUGUGAAGCUUUUGUAAAAAUUUUAAAAAGCGCAUUAUUAAAAACAGGAUACUAUGAUUAUUGAUGAAAUAAGGUGUACAUGUAUAUAAAACAUUUAGAAGUUCUUUUCCUGAAAAUACUGCCAGUGUUUCUAUCCAGUCUUAGCCAUAUGAUUAUGUUUUACUUUUUUAAAAGUAAGUUCACUGCCCAUCUUUACUGGACAAAUCUGUAUGGGAGUUCAAUUUGCAUUUUCUAGUAGAAUUGAUAAAAUUGGGUACUAGUUCUCUUUUUCCAAUUUGGCAUUUCAUGGCAUAUUAAAAAGUUGAAAGAUUUAUGCCGUUAAUGCUUUGAUUGGUAUUUAUGUUAGGAUUUGGCAUUAGAAAAUAUUAUAUAAAUGUAUCAGUAUAUAAAUGUUUCCUGAGGUCUUUCUUUGAAGGAAUCUUAGAUUUUCAUCUGCUUUUGCUUGCAGAUACUGUGAAAUUACCAUUUUUAAUUGAGUGAUUGAGUCUUCCUAUUCGUUUUUCUUUUAGGCAUUUGGAAGAUGGUAUUCAACUUUUUAUACAACUGAUUUUAUUCUCUUCAUUAAUGUGCCACGAAUUUGGGGGUUUUAAUUUGUUUUAAUUUGUUUUAAAUUAUACAUUGCCUAAGUAUAUGCUUGAAAUAUUUAUAAGAAUACAAUUUUUAAAUAUAUAAUACUGUAUUGUAUUGGCAGAAUUAUCUCAGUUAAAUGUUAAUUAUUAUUGACAGUGCUAUAUAGAAAUGAUGAAAAGAAUUUGUUUGACUGUCAAAUGAACAUUUCUACUUUUGUCCACCUACAUACAAAUUUUGUCUUACCUGCAUUUUUAUUAAGCAACUGGCUUCUGCUCUCAUAUUUUAUUACCAGCAGGUAGGAAUUACCAAUUUUUGAAACUAGAUGUAAUUUAUUUACACUUUUACUAGAUGGGGAGAAAGGCUUUGUUUAAAUUGAUAUAGCAAAGGUAACAAAGUGACUUUUUUUCCCCUAGUUUUUGAUCUUCCAGUUCUGUGGUCUUUAACCAGCAGUGUCAGGGAUUGAACCUGGGCUUUUUAUAUGUGAGGCAUGUACUGCACUCUCUCUCCAAACCCUCAAAUAUUUUUUCUUUUAUCCUGCACAAAAUGUUUCAUUCCCUGUACUGCCUUCUUGGUGCUCUCUCUUUCUCUUCCUCCCCCUCUCCCUCUCUCCUCCCCUUCCCUCUCCUUUUUCCCUCUUUCCCUCUCCCCUCUUUCUCUCUCCUCCACACACACACACACACACACACACACACACACACACACACACA